UGCAGCACACGCACACGCGGAGCGAGUGCUGCUCUUUUAUCUCCACCUGUUCAACAGCUGUGCCCGCGCGCUCCGCUCCCUGCAGUUGCUUUUUGUCUGCGCGUGCCAGAGAGAGAGCUCAGCUUUUACGCACAAAGUGCCGCGAAGCAGCCUCACAUGACACCGCCGCAGCUCAGCGCAGGCUCCGGCUGGCCGCCCUUAGCCGCUGCUCAAUGAAGGGAUUACCCGCUCACUCGCCUCAUCUCGCGGAUGCUUUUGCGCAGAAGCUCCCCUCAUCAGCCGUCCGUCUCUGCGAUUCUAUGGUCACCUCGCUAGGACUGCGGGCACUGAUCGUCUAUCAUGCCGAGGGCGCUGAUCUGAGAGCAUCUCAGGAUUCAGUGGACGCGCAUCUGGCCGUCUGGAGAGGUCUUCACUUCCAGAUCGGAGCCAACAUUGUGGGGCUUGAAGUCAUGGUGUCCACGGCACCGUGAGAACUUUACUACUCAUCUUUCACCCCUCCGGUUUUUUAGUUUUAAAUGUUCAUCAGCGGGAUCGUGCUUCCUCGGGAAAUUCUCCACCGUUUUCCCCUUCAAUUAUGUUCACUUUUGCCGCUUUCUGCUACAUGCUGUCUCUGGUCCUCUGUGUGUCACUUAUAUUCUUCGCAAUAUGGCAUAUAACAGCUUUUGAUGAGCUCCAGGCUGACUUUAAAGUGCCGAUCGAUCAAGGCAAUCCACUCCAUGCGAGGGAGAGACUGCGAAACAUUGAAAGGAUCUGCAACCUGCUGAGGAAGUUGGUGCUGCCAGAAUACUCCAUCCAUGGGCUGUUCUGCAUAAUGUUCCUGUGUGCCCAGGAGUGGCUGACUGUGGGCCUUAACAUACCCCUCCUCUUCUACAACACAUGGAGGUACUUCCAUUCCCCGACGGACACUAAGGAGCUGAUCUAUGACCCAGCAUCUGUGAUGAAUGGCGACACGCUCAAGUUCUGCCAGAAGGAGGCAUGGUGCAAGCUGUCCUUCUUUGUCCUGUCCUUCUUCUACUAUCUCUACUGUGUGUGGAACCUGGAAAUAUCCCUCUAUUAGGUCUUAUCAGUGGAAACACUUAAAGUAUGAUCUAUUCCUUGGUUACCUCAUAACAACUGCUUUCUUAGCAUCUGAGGACAAGCGUCGCCGCCUACGGACCCAUUUGAUACAGCAGAUGGUGCUGGUGUAGAAACGUAAUGAUAAGAACUUUUUUUUUUUUUUUUCUCUCUGGAGCCAAACAAUGAACUCAGCUGGAGCCAAAGCUUCUUUUUAGCUUCGCCCAGCCCCAAACAGAAGACGUGUUUUAUUUUUGACCGUAUAUAAAAACACUUGAUUAAAUCUGCUGUUUACAGUUUGCUCAUAGCAAGACCCGAGUUAUACACUGCCUGGCCAACGUUUGUAAGACACACAUACACAAAUAUAUACAUACAUACUAUAUAUAUAUAUAUAUAAAGACACUUUCUUCUCUGCUGUGCUGCCAAGCUUGCUGCACACCGGCACCAGCGCUUCCCCAGAGGACGUACAGUACAGUAGCAUUUGCACAGUUUGUCUCAGGCACAGCACAAUGAAGCACUGUCCAGACCAGUUCUCCUCACCUCACCCACCGUAGCUUCUCUUGAGUCCCCAGCGAAGGACCGAUGGGCAAGCAAGCAAACGGAUCACACUGUUCGAAGAGGAGGGGCGAGCUCGGGGAACAAUGAAGAACUGGAGCAAAGAGUUCUCCGUGUUUUCCCCCAGAGAACACGCACAGUCCCGGGACUACGGGAUUUUAUUUCCAACUUUACCUAAAUGGCUUUUGUGACAUGUGCAUUUUGGUGUAUUCUUUAAUCAAAAGGCAUUUCUGUUUCGUUAAUGGCAAAGGUAUUCUACUCAGCAAAUGCCUCUUUGAUGUUGUCUUGGUGUUGUUCUGUUGUGGGAAAACUUCAACUAAAAACCAGAACCUGUGGAAAGCUUCUGUAGUAGAAGAGCACAUGUUCUUUGCACAAAUAGUUAACUUGCUCUUGCACAAUACUGGCAAUAUCUGCUUCAGACAGUAGAGAUCAUAUAUCAUAUUUUGACUUCACAGGUGAAGGUCUUCCAACAUGUAAAGUACCCAGCCUUGUCUGAACACAGGGAAACAAUGUGAAUCUUUUCUAGCUCUCUUGGACCAAAAUGUUGUAUUUGAUUAUUUAAACCUAUGAAUUUAUGCCUAUUUAUGAGAUGCCGAUGGUUUCAACUUUCUUUAAAGACUUUAACUUUAAAAGUGGGAAUAAUGUUAUCAACUUUCAAAUAUUUCAGGAUAUAUGGAAUGUUUUUAGGAGCCCACUGAUAAACUUUCAGAUAAUAAUUUGAAUGACUAAGAUGGAACUCUUAGCGGGACAGGUGUUUGAACCAGGAUUUCCAUAUGUAGCUCAGCCUCCAAGCCACCAGGCUGCUCUUUAAACCUUCACCACCAUUACCUGCCAGGUGUUUCUGUGUGGUCGCAGAGCAGAAAGGAAUGCCCCCUUCUUCUUUUCUUCUAACUUGAGCAUUUUCUAUUCUAAGUGUGUAUGUAUGUGACCAAAACGGUUGAAUUUAGAUAUUGUUUAUGAAAUAAAGUAUUUUAAAAUCUAA
Molecule: messenger RNA, 2590 nt
Organism: Girardinichthys multiradiatus
Lineage: Eukaryota; Metazoa; Chordata; Actinopteri; Cyprinodontiformes; Goodeidae
Gene: cnih3
Product: cornichon family AMPA receptor auxiliary protein 3
Exons: 7
Coding region: 575-1057 (160 amino acids)
Biological process (GO): vesicle-mediated transport; regulation of AMPA receptor activity
Cellular component (GO): dendrite; synapse
Source: RefSeq, a predicted model, not a curated record